UCUGUGGAUUGCAGCGAAUUCGCUCAUUUGAAAAAAAUAAAACAUGGCUGGAAGAGGUGGUUAUGAACACGCUAGAGGUGGAUUUGGAGGCGAACGGCAUGUGAAGCAAUUGCCGACGGAACCGCCAUUUAUUGCGUACGUGGGCAACUUGCCGCAGGGUCUCGUCCAGGGCGAUGUUAUGAAAAUAUUUAACGAUUUCGAAGUGAAGAAUGUGCGCCUGGUCAAGGAUCGGGACACGGACAUGUUCAAGGGCUUCUGUUACGUGGAGUUCGAGACGCUCGACAAUUUGGAGCGUGCACUCGAGUGCGAUGGUCGCAUUAAACUCGAUGAUCUUUCGGCCCCGCUCCGCAUAGAUAUUGCUGAUCGUAGGAAAAAUGAACGCCCUGGCGGCGGCGGCAUUGGCGGCGGUGGUGGCAACGGCGGCGGCAUGACCCGAGAUGGCAACCGCGAUGGCUUCCAGAAGCGCGGACCACCCCGCCAGGGCGGCACGAGUCAAUCGUAUAGCCGAGGCGGUCCCGGCACCGGCGGCGGUCGCGAGGCCGGCGGCGGCUCUGGUAAUCGCGGCGAUAGUAGAGGUUCGUACAAUGAUAAUUAUGGUGGUCACAGUGAUAGAAGUCGUGGCGUCGCCAUCUCCGGCAUGAAUAGAGGAUACAAUGAUCGCCCGGCAAAUCGCGGCCGUUACGGCAAUUUCAAUAAUGACGAACGAUUCGAACGCAAUCAGGAUCGUGACCGUGGUCAGCGCGAGGGCAGCUAUGGCAAUCAGUCGCGCGACGGCGAUCGCUACAACAACUUCAGCCGGCAUCGGGACCGCGAGCGUACCCACUACAAUCCCAACCAGCAGCACUCGCAGCAGCCGGAACGACCCAGCGGCGGUGGCGUUGCAAUGGGUGCUAUCGAUGAUACGGAGCGGCCACGACUGCAGCUUAAGCCACGUACCAUUGCGGCGCCCAUCAAUGCGGUGGCUGAAACCAAACAAUCGGCCUCAAUUUUUGGCAAUGCCAAGCCGCGCGAGGAGAAGCUCAAGGACCUACAACAGGAUAUCGAUCACAAUGGCGAUAAUUAGGCCGUAUUUUGGUGUCUUUCAUAUGCCCAAACGAUAUUUAAAACUAAACAAAACUUAACAAAAAAAAGAUAAAAGAUAAAAGAAAC
This is a messenger RNA of Drosophila grimshawi, 1149 nucleotides long. It is a transcript of the gene eIF4H1, whose product is annotated as eukaryotic translation initiation factor 4H. Lineage: Eukaryota; Metazoa; Arthropoda; Insecta; Diptera; Drosophilidae. Gene Ontology annotation, molecular function: RNA binding. The record is from RefSeq and is a predicted model, not a curated record.